Messenger RNA from Aspergillus piperis CBS 112811, 2061 nucleotides. RefSeq lists its product as uncharacterized. The transcript is spliced from 2 exons. The record is from RefSeq and is a predicted model, not a curated record. The coding region runs from base 204 to 1817 and encodes 537 amino acids. Lineage: Eukaryota; Fungi; Ascomycota; Eurotiomycetes; Eurotiales; Aspergillaceae.
CCUGGAGCAUUCAUCUGACUGACUCCCCGGGCCCCUGAUCGAUUGUUUCUAUCCUUCCUGCCGGGCUCUCCAGGGUUUUGCCAUGAUUCUGUCGCUUCAGCUUCUGUAACCAACUCCCCAGGCCUGUCUGAUCAACAACGAAGUCUCCAUCCUCAGUACGCUGGUCCGUCAUGGGGGAUUCCCCGGGAACGGGCAGGGCGGGAAUGGCUCCGGAAACGUCCCAGACAUUGCUGCAGCUGUCGUCGCCCGACCACCUCACCCACCACCACCCAAACCCUCCCACUGAGCAUGAUCGAACUACCCUUCAGUCGAAGCGAUCCUCUCUACCAGCACGUCCAAAUGGUGCUGCUCGACACGCCAAACGACUGACCUUGAACUUCCCCAUCAACAUCCCGCCGCCCGCCACCGUCGACCCUAGUGCGAGUGUUGCCUCCCCUGGAUCCAUGACGCCCGUGACUCGUUCCUCCGCCUACCCCUCGCCGAUCCCCCAUCUGGGAGCUCCCCUGGCCUUUGACGAACAGGAUGAUGGCUCCGGACUGUUGACCGCCAUCGCCUCGCAGGAAAGAAGAGUGCUGGAGCUGCGGGAGGAGCUCCAUCGUGCGGAGACUGAGCUGGACUCGUUGAAGAAGCAGUGGGCCUCGUCCGAGAGGACCAAGAAGCGAGCGGAGAUUAGCUAUCGGGCAGAGCCUUUGAUCCCGCUGCGAUCCCCCGAUCAGACUCCGGAGCGCUCGCAUCGUCGAGACCCCAGUCUGAGCGGCUCCGCGAGCCCCUCGCUGGCGCACGCACGACUCAGCCGGGAGCUGGAUCGCCGCCACAGUCUGCGCGCAGCGGCAACCCAAGGCACGACCGUCUCAGCCAAUGGACGACGGGUGUUCCGGGGCUCUCACACCCGGACCCUGUCCUUGCUGUCGCCGGUGUCGGUUUCUGGAGACGGCAGGGCCGCAUCGGAGUCGGAGACCAACUCGGUGAAUGGUCGUAUCGGCCGGUCUCCCCGGUCAGCUACUCUGCCGUCGUCUGUAGAGCGCAGUGCAGGUUCCGGCGACUCCUCCAAGCCUACCGAGGACAUGAUCGCGCAGUGGCGAAACACCAUGCCUCCUCCGUCUCGUGAGGCGCUGAUGCGCACCGGCAAGCAGAUGGCGUCCGACCUGCGCGAGGGGCUCUGGACAUUCUUGGAGGAUAUCCGACAAGCGACCGUGGGAGAAGAAGGCAUCAGUGCGACCGAAUCCCGGGGCGUACCUCCCGUACGCAAGCGGGAUUCAUCCAGCUCGACAUCGCGAAGCAGAGACCGGUUAUCCAUGCAGGGGGGCAGAACGUCACGCGCGGGGACAAAUUAUUCUGGUAAAGACUCCAACUCGGCGGACAUUGACGCGUCGUUCUGGAGUGAAUUCGGCAUUGAUACAGCUGGGCAGAAGUCCCGGAGCGCUCGCGGAGCCUCCAGUACCCCAAGCGGGCGGAUCGAACAGGGCGACUCCCACACCCCCGAUGUUGAAGACAACUGGGAGUGGGACUCGCCGAAGAAGACACACACGCCGUCGUCCAGCCGCUCCACGUUGGAGUCGAAGCAGGACCAGUCGCCGAUGACGCAGAGCAGCAGUCCACGUACAAGUACCAGUUUUGGCGACUGGCGCGCCCUGCACGAGUCUAUUGUUCCCGAUCCCAGUGUCUCCGACGGUAUCCCUUGGCCAGCCAUUACCAAGCUGGCGCCCUCGAAGUUGACCCGGACCGCGUCCAACCUGAUGGCCGAAUGGGAGCGCAGUCUCUCCCCCGAACGAAAGGAACCCUAUUCGCCGAUAGACAAGGACGACAAGCGUGACUGAUUGCUCGAUUAUUUUGAAUGUGCCGUUCGAUUACGGCUUUCGAUUAUUUCUUCCAAUGCUAUUGUAAAUAUGGACACGAUAUGUGCGACCGAGCAGAGACCGACGGAUUAACGCAGGGUUAUGAAUGUUGCAAUACCCUUUACGAUGAGCGUUGAUUUCACUCUUUACCUUCUUGCAUGUUUUAGAAUGUAUUUAUGUCAGAAUGUACUGGCUGUAAAAACAGUUACUUAUUGCCUACAUUUAG